Molecule: messenger RNA, 1034 nt
Organism: Girardinichthys multiradiatus
Lineage: Eukaryota; Metazoa; Chordata; Actinopteri; Cyprinodontiformes; Goodeidae
Gene: ufsp1
Product: UFM1-specific peptidase 1 (non-functional)
Exons: 1
Coding region: 150-875 (241 amino acids)
Source: RefSeq, a predicted model, not a curated record
GCUAAAACGUUGCUUUAGGUCGUCGCCAUCAUUUUGUUCCUGUGCAUAACAGGAAGUGUUCGUUCCCACCCCGGAAGUAAACGUUCGGACCGGCGAGUGUUUUUUUAUUUUUUUUGUUCUCGCUGUAAGACUACACUUUCUUUUUUAUUAUGGCCUCUAAAGGAAAUAUAGACUGGUGCGACGGUGAAAAGAAUGAAAUUUGUCAGAAGACCGAGACUUUACUAAAGAAUCUACACGUUGGUCUCCCUGAUCCACUCACGGAUCCUGUGAAAUGCUCCCUGGUUAAAGGAGACUAUCUCUACUUUCACUAUGCCUGUGAUGGACACGAUGACAGAGGCUGGGGCUGUGGAUACCGAACCAUGCAAACAAUGGCUUCGUGGGUUUACUUUAACAGGUCCCCAGUUAAAACCCAUAACAGAAUUGCCCCAAGCCUCCUAGAGAUCCAGCAAGCCUUGGUGACAAUGGAGGACAAGCCAGGUUCCUUCUCAGGCUCCAGGGAGUGGGUAGGAGCAUUUGAAGCCUCCCUGGUGCUGGACUACUUCUGUGAUGUUCCCUGUAAGGUGGUGCACGUUAGAGGUGGAGGAGCAGAGCUGGAGCAGGUUGCAGUGGAGGAGCUACACCAGCACUUUGAAAAGCACGGUUCUCCUGUAAUGAUGGGAGGAGACAGGGACAAUUCCUCUAAGGGUAUAUUAGGGGUUUGUACUGGGGACAAGGGGAGCUACUUACUUGUUGUUGAUCCUCACUACUAUGGGAGACAACAGGAGAAGACAGAGCUGCAGAGGAGAGGGUGGGUGUCAUGGAAACGAAUCUCAUCUCUGGAUCAGUCCUCAUUUUAUAACCUCUGUAUGCCUCAGACUGCUACAAAGACAACAUAAGAUCUCUGUUGCAAAUGUCUUAGUAUGAAAAAAUCUCCGACAUCGUUCCCAUCUGCAGGAUGUAUUCAUGUGAGCUGUUGUGCCAUCUAAUGGAUGAAGUGUGAAAGUAUCUGGUAGAAGUCUGGCCAUGGAUCCAAUAAAUUCCUGACAUACAUCCAC